UCACACAGGUACAUUGGCUGACCUCUGCUCUGCUCUGCUGAGACUACCACUAGCAAGAUGAAUGUAGAUACCUGCAAAAUAAAUGGAGGACAUACCUAUGAUUCUAACUAUAUAGAAGAGAUCACUAAAGACAAUAGGAUAUCUUUGAUCUUUUCACUCAAAGAAGAAGUUGGAGCUCUGGCCAAGGUCCUGCGCAUAUUUGAGGAAAGAGAGGUUAGUCUGACCCACAUAGAAUCCAGACCUUCUCGUCUCAACAAAGAUGAGUACCAGUUUUUCAUCAAUUUGGACAACAAGAGUAUCCCAGCUCUGGAUGAGAUUGUCAGAUGUCUGAGGCAAGAUAUUGGAGCUACUGUGCAUGAACUGUCCCGAGACAAGAAAAAGGAUGCUGUCCCAUGGUUUCCAAGAACCAUUCAGGAUCUGGACAAGUUUGCAAAUCAGAUUCUGAGCUAUGGAGCGGAACUCGAUUGUGAUCAUCCUGGAUUCACUGAUCCUGUGUAUCGGGCUAGACGCAAAGAAUUUGCAGACAUUGCAUUCAAUUACAAACAUGGUCAAUCUAUUCCUCGUGUUACCUACACAGAACAGGAGAAGAAAACAUGGGGAGAAGUUUUCAGAGAGCUGAAAUCUUUAUACCCCACCCAUGCUUGCUAUGAACAUAACCAUGUAUUUCCUUUGCUGGAAGAAUACUGCGGGUAUAUUGAAGACAACAUCCCUCAACUUGAAGACGUGUCUAAUUUCUUACAAAGCUGCACUGGAUUCCGUUUACGUCCUGUUGCUGGUCUGCUGUCCUCUCGUGACUUUUUGGCAGGACUAGCAUUUAGAGUUUUUCAUUCAACCCAGUAUAUCCGUCAUUGGUCAAAACCCAUGUAUACGCCUGAACCUGAUAUUUGCCAUGAACUUCUGGGACAUGCUCCUUUAUUUGCUGACCCAAGCUUUGCUCAGUUUUCUCAAGAGAUUGGAUUGGCAUCACUUGGUGCUCCAGACGAAUAUAUUGAGAUGCUGGCUACAGUGUACUGGUUUACUGUUGAAUUUGGCCUUUGCAAGCAGGGUGAAAAAAUAAAGGCUUAUGGAGCUGGCCUGCUUUCAUCAUUUGGGGAACUACAGUACUGUUUGACAGAGAAGCCAGAAGUGAAACCCUUUGAACCAGAGAAGACAUCUAAGCAGAAAUACCCAAUAACAGAGUUCCAACCGGUUUAUUUUAUUGCCGAAAGCUUUGAAGAUGCCAAGGAGAAAGUGAGGAAAUUUGCCGCCAUAAUACCUCGUCCUUUCUCAGUUCGCUACAAUUCAUAUACACAAAGUAUUGAGGUACUGGAUAAUGUACAGCAGCUCAAAAAUCUGGCUGACUGCAUUAACGGUGAAAUUGGUAUCCUGUGCAGCGCUCUCAGAAAGCUGGAGUAAUAAUAUCAGUAAAAGCACUGCAGUGAUUCCAUCAUGGAUGAAGACUGCUAUCAAGUUCGAAUUGUUCAAAUAUGAUUAGUUCAUGGA
Molecule: messenger RNA, 1482 nt
Organism: Nanorana parkeri
Lineage: Eukaryota; Metazoa; Chordata; Amphibia; Anura; Dicroglossidae
Product: phenylalanine-4-hydroxylase-like
Exons: 13
Coding region: 58-1395 (445 amino acids)
Biological process (GO): L-phenylalanine catabolic process; L-tyrosine biosynthetic process
Molecular function (GO): phenylalanine 4-monooxygenase activity; iron ion binding
Source: RefSeq, a predicted model, not a curated record